This is a messenger RNA of Mauremys mutica (yellowpond turtle), 2798 nucleotides long. RefSeq names its product myeloid cell surface antigen CD33-like. The record is from RefSeq and is a predicted model, not a curated record. Lineage: Eukaryota; Metazoa; Chordata; Testudines; Geoemydidae. The transcript is spliced from 8 exons. The coding region runs from base 85 to 1383 and encodes 432 amino acids.
GAACCCAGGCUGCAGGGUCUGAGAGCCGGGUGCUGAGCCCCCCUCUGCAGGUCUAGGGGUUUGAACCAGCCGGAUGCCCCAGUCAUGGGCAGAGUCCCGAUGCCACAGCAGGACGCUGGGGAAAGGGAGCUCCCGCCUCAGGGCCCCCACUGGAGAGCAGGGGGUCCUGCCACGCUGAGGGUCCUGAUCCUCGCCCUGCUCUGGAGGGGGUCCCUGGCCCAGCCACCUGAAGUUACCCUGACGGUGCCGCAGUCGGUGUCGGUGCAGGAGGGUCUCUGCGUUCUCGUCCCCUGCACCUUCACGUACCCAGCCUCGUACGACACCGACAAUCCCUCGGCUCAGCUCUACGGAUACUGGUACAAGGAGCCUGCUACUGUGGGCAAGGAUCCUCCCGUGGCCAGCAGUGCCACCAGAUACGGGGUGUCGCAGGAGACCCAGGGCCGGUUCUGGCUGACGGGGAAUCUGACGCGCGGCGACUGCUCCCUGCAAAUCAGUGAUGCCCGACGGAUGGAUGCCGGGAAGUAUUUCUUUAGCUUCGAGAAAGGCCUGUUAGAACACACUUACCGCUCCAAUUCCGAUGGCGCUGACCCUUCACUCACCAUCUCCGUGCCAGGGCUGACGGAGGAGCCAGAGAUCCAGAUCUCGCCGGCGCGGGGGCUGCCAGGGACGCUGCUGGCCGGGGAGCCGGUGACUGUGACCUGCACGGCCCCUGGGCGCUGCUCCGGGCCCCCUCCCCGAGUCACCUGGACGGGGCCGUUCAACGACACAGCCCGGGACGUCUCAGCCCAGCUGGCGAACGGCACCUGGGCCCACAGCUCCGCGCUCAGCUUCACGCCCGGCCCGGGGGACCACGGCAAAGAGCUCGUCUGCAGCGUCACCUACAGGCCACCACGGGGACCUUCCACCAACAGAACCAUCCGGCUUCACGUCAGCUACCCGACCGGGCUCCCCAACACCACUGGGACCAGGAACGGACGCCCCGAUUUGGCGAUGCUGGUGGGCAUCGGGGCGGCCUGUGGGCUGGUUGUCCUCAUUGGCGUCUUCCUUCUCUGGCUCUAUAUGAUCAAACUGCGGGGCCGGAAGCCAGCACCCCCCAGCGCCGAGGCCGGGGAGACGGCUAACGGGAGCCAGGUGGAGCACACAGCCAACGAGGCCAGCGUGAUCUACAGUACCGUCACCCGCAUCCCAAUGCAUCACAAGACUCCAGCCACCCGCCGGACCAAAGGCAUCCAGGACGGGGCUGCAGCAGCACAGGGCCCGCUAGGCCCCGGGAAGCCGGAAGAGCUGCACUACGCCUCUGUCAAGUUCUCCAAGCUGCAGCGCAAAGGGGGGGAGCCUUCAGAGGCCCCAGGCACGGAAUAUUGCGAGGUCCGGCGCAAAUAGCCCCCUCACACCAUGGGCCCAGGCUGGGCGUCUCCAGCCCAUCCAGUGCAGGGGGGAUCACAGUGUGGAGGCAAGGGGGAAGAGGUCAGCCCAGGGCUGGACUCAUGAUGUGGGAAAACUGGGUGCAAAUCCCUGCUCUGGCCUGGACUCAGGGCGGAGUCAACUAGGCCUUGGAAAUGCUGGAGCACUGCAUUGUGGGGAAGUAUCCCAGAGUCCUCUGCAGCCGGGUCUCAAAGCCUGCCCCCUCCCAAACCCCACUGCCCCCGGGGGAAAGAGCAUCUCACCCCUCAGCCCCAGAGAGUUUCUCUUCCACCCUGCCUGAGUCCUCAACAACUUGUUUCGCAGAUGGACAGGAUUUUUCAACCUCAAGGGUAUCAGCUGGUGGGAGUGGAGGGAUAGGUUUGUGUCUAAGCUGCUGGUUGGCUACUCUGGGUUCCAAUCUCUGCUUUGCUAAAAAUGCUAUUGGGAGAGGUUGCUACAUUUGUCUAGUCUCAGUUUCCUUACCCCAAAAAUCAGGAUAAUAAUGGUGCCCUGGGCUACUUGCAUUAUAAACUCUUAGGGGCAGGGAUGGUCUCUCGCUGUGUCUGGGCAGCGCCUGGCACAACAGGGCCCUGGUAUCUGUCAAGGUCAAUCAGUGCCACGUGAUUAUAACUUCUUAAUACCAAUGUUCUAUUAAAGGUAACUUGUCCAUUCCAAAGCCAAAAGCAUCCGACUGUAAAAUUCCCUGUUUACAAGCAGUUACUUGAAAUAGAUUUUCAUGUGUCACUUUUGUCGCUGCUACUUUUUCAACAAAGAGCCAAUAACAACUAUGAAUUAUUUGUGUCCAGUAAAGAAUCAGUUUUCACGUCUGCCUUUCCCCUGGAAGGCCCCGAUCGCAGCUGGUUUCUGGGCAGGGCCGAGCAUAACUCAGCCACAAUUCCAGCUGGGGCAGGGCCUGUCUCUCGCUGUGUAUGAUCAGCACCUGGUACAAUAGGGCCCUUGUCAUAAACAUACAGCUAAGGGGAAGAUAAAAUCCCUCCUUUACCUGGUUGGCACUUGACCAGAAGGACCAAUGAGGAAGGAAAAUACUUUCAAAUCUGGGGUUUGGGAGGAAGGUUUUGUUUGUGCUCUUUGUGUGUGCUCCCUCGGGAUGGAGAGGAACCAGGGAAGGAGAAAAACCUCUCCUAAACCCUACCUGAAAUAAGCAUCUAAGGUUACAAAAUUGUAAGUAAUAGCAGGGAAAUGCAUUAGAUUAUCUUUUGUUUUAGUUUGUGAAUUUUCCCUGUGAUAAGAGGGAGGUUUAUUCCUGUUUUUUGUAACUUUGCAGUUUUGCCUAGAGGGGAAUCCUCUGUGUUUUCAAUCUUAUUACCCUGUAAAAUUACCUUCCAUCCUGAUUUGACAGAGGGUCUUCUCUUACUUUAUUCUUUAUAAUAAAU